Messenger RNA from Chara braunii, 4009 nucleotides. The record is from the annotation of a GenBank genome assembly. Lineage: Eukaryota; Viridiplantae; Streptophyta; Charophyceae; Charales; Characeae.
CAUAAGGGUGGCAGCCACCAAGUCGGCAAGAGGGUCUACAUCGAAGAAGACUGACACGGAUUACGUGAUGACGGAGAAGGACGGGCAGCGGGUCGAUGGAGAGGAGGUUAUCCUUUCGCCGCAAAAGAGGGGAGUGAAGAAGUUCUUAAUGAAGAGUUCGUUGGACGAGAUUGACACGGUUGAGCCACUGAGGCGGGCCCUUCGGCAACCAAUGGAGUGCUCUAUUCUGGAGUACCUGGCGGCAUCGAAGCCGGCUCAUGAUGAAUUACAGAUGAUCACGCGGAAGACUCGCAUACCUCUAUCAGAGGAGAGUCAGGGGGCCCCUAAAGUGGAAGCUUCUACAUUAGCAGUAACGGGGGGGACUGCCAGAGCGGAUCGCAUGGCGACAGUCGUUCUCGAUGGGAUGGAAGGUGUGCCUCUAGACAAGUUUUAUAUACUUGGUAGCGGGGUCGUGGAGACGAUUAUAAACGAUGGAGCGAUACUCGAUGCUGUGAUCGAUAAUGGUAGUGAGGCUGUCAUCAUAGACGAGGACCUGGCAGUACAAGUUGGACUGGGCCUCGAUAGGUCAUACCUAUUCGAGAUGGAGACGGCUGAUGGGAGAAAGCAACAGAUCACUGGGGACCUUCAGAAGGUCAACACGGUGAUGAUACGAGACGUGGGCUCCGUGCCACACGCCAAUUUACUGGCAGAAGGCGCAGCAGUGGCAGGUGGUGGAGCGGAGGGGAAGUCUCUAGACGAAUCGCCCUCCUUCGCUGCUGCCGCCGUUUUGCUGGUGAUUGUCUGUCUGUCCAUGCUUGUUGAACACGUGUUCGAACACCUGGGGGCCUUCUUCAGACGAACACAUCGCCGUCCCUUACUUCAUGCGUUGAUGAAGAUUCAGUCCGAGCUGAUGUUGGUGGGGUUUAUCUCUCUCCUCCUUGCCGUUCUUCAAGGUCCAAUCACAAAGAUUUGUGUUCCAAAACGGGGCGGCGAUCAGCGAUGGUUCACGUGCCCCGCCCCCGCUGGUGGUGGUCCCGUCUUCAAAUCCCCAUCGUACGGCAAUUACUCGUUGACGUCUCCAUAUUCUUCUUCUUCCGAGUCGAGCUCCGGCUCGAGCUCUCAUGGCGAUGAUGGUGAUCCGUCAACGAAUAUUAGUUAUCCGCCAUCUCCAGCAGUUGCAGGGUUCAAGUCCCCACACAGACGCCGUCUGGUUUGGCUCAGUGACGUCAGUCAAAAUCAAGGAGCAGGAGGAGGAAAAGUGACAGUGACAUCAUCCUCUUCAGACUCUUCAGGCUCUUCAGCGUCGUCACGACCUGCAGCAGGUGCAGUGUUCGAUUCCCCACCGGGCGGGGGGCGUCUCUUUAGGCUAUGGCGUCGCAGAGCACGAUCACUGCUGACCGAAGCAGCAGCAGCAGCAGGAGGAGGAGGAGGAGGAGGAGGAGGAGGAGGAGACCCGGUGUGUGGUGAGGGUAAGGAGUCGUUUCUGUCAGCACCAGCUAUUCAUGAACUGCACAUUUUCGUGUUCAUUCUGGCAGGAGUGCAUAUCACCUACUCCUUGGCCUGCAUGGGAUUAGCAUUGAGAAGGGUGUGGAGUUGGAAGAAGUGGGAGAUGACCGCCCACGCGUGCGACGACCUGGUGGACAAGAUGUCCCUGAAGGAGAAGCUGCAAUUCAGCUGUCAGGACUCCAGCCGAUCCUUCAUGGAGCGGCAUGCUAAUCGGCUCUUUCAUCGGUACAAAUGCAGCAGUUGGCUUGCUGCCUUUCUGUGUCAAUUCACAGCAUCCGUGCGGAAGGAGGACUACCUCACUCUGCGCAUGUCCUUCAUCACUGCGCACAACCUCAGUGCCAAAUUCGACUUCCACAAGUACUUAGUCAAUUCGAUGGAACACGACUACGAGCACAUCGCCGGCAUCAGCUUGCUCAUGUGGGCCUUUGCUAUUUUCCUCAUCGUCGUCGACUACAUCGAUCUGUACAGGUACUUGGUCGUCGAGGUGCUGAUCAUUCUCAGCCUGUUCGCGGUCGGAGCGAAGCUGGUCGGCGUGAUUCACAGGCUGGCGAAGGAGAACCGCGACGCCUGUGGGCCUUGUGUGGGUCGGGAUCUCAAACCCCGCGAUGCCCUGUUCUGGUUUGGCAAGCCCAAGCUUGUGGUCCACUGGAUACAUUGGAUCUUGUUCAUCUCGGCGUUCGAGCUGUCGACGGCCAUUCUGUACCUCAGGCUGUGUGGAGUGCAUGGGCUGGGGUCGUCGGAGCCGGCUGUGGUGGCGGCCGUGCGGCUGUUCGUGUGCGUUUUCGUCCUGCUGUUCUGCGGGGAGGUCACCUUCCCCCUCUUCGCCAUCGUAGGGCAGUUGGGAUCGCGAUACCGGAAGACGAUCUUUCCUAAAGAGGUAAGGCACGCGCUGGAGAAGUGGUCCAAGCUCGCGCGAGCGAACGCCAAGCGACGGAAGCGCGUGCAGCAGGCAGCGGGGAAGGAGUACGGCGGUGAUGACGUCAACGGAAAAGCGGCGGCCAACGUAGGGGGUGGGAACAGUAAGAAGACGACGACGAAGAGGGAUCCCGACCGGCAGGAGGGAGAGGGAGAGGGAGAGAAAGCAGGAGAGGGAGAGGGAGCGGGUGAGGGGGGGCAGGGACAGAGACAGCAGCAGGGCAUGUUGCAGAGGGAGAGAUGGUGGAGGGUGUCCUCUGGACGACGACGAGGAGGAGGAGGAGGAGGAGGGGAAGGAGGGGGAGGGGAAGGGGGAGGAGCGCGAUUGGGUGCGGCGGGGGCCGGGGGGAGCAAGAGUUUCAGUUUCCGCGUGGGUGCCAGCAUGAAGAGGAGCAGCUCGGAUGCCAGCUCCGCCUCGUCGGGAUCGGGAUCGGGGAGGUUCUUUGACAUGUGGUUCGACGGAGUGCCCCUCGGUCGCAGCCGGUCGAGGUCGGGACGCAGCUUGAGCUCGUCGAGCUCCUCGCCCAGCUGGUCGGAUGAGGAGAGGGAGAGGGAAGAGAUCCGACAGAGGGAGGAGGACUUGUACAGGCGGGCCAUGGAGAGAGCAGCCAAACGCUCCCUCUCAUCCUCCGCCUCCUCCUCCUCCCACCCCUAUUCCAAGUGUGACCUAAGAUGGCUGGUCAAUGAGCUCAAGGCAGGAGCACUCGAUCGACCACGAACGGAACUUCAGAAGCCUAUAGACGAAGAAGCAGGAGAAGGAGAAGCAGAAGGAGGAGGAGGAGGAGGAGGAGGAGGAGGAGGAGGAGGAGGAGGAGGGGGUGGAGUACUAGGUGAAGGAGGAGAAAAUGAAGGAGGAGCAGGAGGAGGAGUGGGAGGAGGAGUGAGAGCACGAGGAGGAAGAGGAAGAGGGAGUCUCAAAACCUGGUCGCAGUGGAAGGAUCAAGAUGACAAAUUUAUCAGCAGCAGGAGCGAGACCGAUCAUUCCGAUAGCGAUGACGCGAACCUGGACGAGGAACCGGACCAGCUGCAUCCCAGGGAAAUGGUGGUUAUUGUCGAGGAUACGUCCCACGUGGACCACGUGGAGUCCCACCUAAACCAAGUGGAGUCCCACGUUGAACACGUUGAUCACGUGGGACAGGUCGAACACGUGGGACAGGUGGGACAGGUGGGACAGGUGGAGCUCGCUCCCAUGAGAGAGGGAGGAGAUGGCAAUGCGCACGGGCAUGAUGAUGGUGAGCAGCAGGAGCAAAGGGCCAUGGUUGCUGUGGCACCGAGUACCGACGGUCAAGAGGAUGGGGCAGCAGAGAGAGGGAGAGGGAGUGGGAGAGGGGGGAGGGGAGAGAGAGAAGAGGGUGAUGACAAUUCCCACGGGCAUAGCCCUUCGCCUCCUGCGGUGGAGAACAACCUCCCUACGAGUGGUCGGGGUCGGGGUCGCGGUCGAGGUCUCGUUUCGGCGGAGAUUGAGGAUGCAGUUACCGAUGAGCUGACAGUCGGCAGCGAUCCCGACCGUGAUGAUCGUGCUGUUUGAACUUUGAAGAAAGUGGGUAAGGUGGAGAAUCCGAAAAUGCAAAUUUAAUUAAUUAAUGGACAACAAAAUGUGGUGGAAAAU